Molecule: messenger RNA, 1143 nt
Organism: Aspergillus welwitschiae
Lineage: Eukaryota; Fungi; Ascomycota; Eurotiomycetes; Eurotiales; Aspergillaceae
Product: putative glycosyl hydrolase
Exons: 1
Coding region: 1-1143 (380 amino acids)
Biological process (GO): carbohydrate metabolic process
Source: RefSeq, a predicted model, not a curated record
AUGAUCGCAUCAGCAGUAUAUACGCUUCUGGGGCUUGCCCCCAUCGUCGCCUCAUCUCCCACUCAACUAACCCUCAGCUCAACUACACCAUACCUUGACCACGCCAAAUCUGCCGUGAAUACGCUGCAGGGAUGGUACAAUCAAACAACCGGGCUGUGGGAUACGACCGGCUGGUGGAAUAGUGCCAUUUGCCUCACCGUGCUGGGCGAUCUCACGGCUUUGGACCCUUCAAUGCUCAACUCGAGCUCGGCAACUUUCAACAAUACAUUCAUCCAAGCCCCAACUUCAACUCUUUCACAUAGUGUUCGCAAACCAACCUCCCAAUAUAAGCGUCAAUUACCCCAGAACGACACCGAAUCUAGUACUGAAUUUCUCAAUGAUUACUACGACGACGAGGGGUGGUGGGCGUUGGCGUGGAUUCAGGCCUACGAUUUAACUCAGGAUCGGCGAUACCUGGAUACCGCAGUGAACAUCUUUGAUGAUAUGGCAGGCGGGUGGGAUACUACAUGCGGUGGGAUCUGGUGGGACAAGGAUCAUACUGGCAACAACGCUAUCGAAAUUGAGCUGUUCCUGAGCGUCGCUGCUCAUCUAGGGCGUCGGGAUACCGACAACGCGUCUUACUAUCGUGACUGGGCAAUGAAAGAAUGGGAUUGGUUCGAGAAUAGUGGUUUGAUCAAUAGCCAAAACACCAUUAAUGAUGGACUGGAUCUGACGACUUGUCACAAUAACAACGGCACCGUUUGGAGCUACAAUCAGGGCGUAGUUCUAGGAGGACUGGUCGAGUUGUCGCAGCUGGUCUCAAACACAUCGUAUCUUACCACGGCGCACCGAAUAGCUGAUGCAGCCAUGCAGGCAUUGGGCGAUGCCAAUGGGAUACUCAAGGAAUCCUGCGAUCCGGACUGCACCGGGGAUGCGCCACAAUUUAAAGGUAUCUUGAUGCGAAACCUUCAGAUGCUGUACCAGGUCAGUCCCGACGACGGGCUGAAGCAAUUUCUGCAGCAAAAUGCCAACAGCAUCUGGCAGAAUGACCGGGGCGAUGAAGAUCAACUCGGCCCCGCCUGGUCAGGGCCUUUCACUGCUGCUGAUGCGUCAACACAGAGUUCUGCCUGUGAAGCUUUAGUGGCGGCGACGGCCAUUCGCUGA